Tympanuchus pallidicinctus (lesser prairie-chicken) is the source of this 1871-nucleotide messenger RNA. Its product is annotated as synaptotagmin-2-like. The coding region runs from base 86 to 997 and encodes 303 amino acids. Lineage: Eukaryota; Metazoa; Chordata; Aves; Galliformes; Phasianidae. Gene Ontology annotation, biological process: regulation of calcium ion-dependent exocytosis; vesicle fusion; calcium-ion regulated exocytosis. Gene Ontology annotation, cellular component: axon; synapse. The record is from RefSeq and is a predicted model, not a curated record. The transcript is spliced from 4 exons. Gene Ontology annotation, molecular function: calcium-dependent phospholipid binding; phosphatidylserine binding; calcium ion binding.
UGCCACUGUAGGAAAACGAGGACAAUUCAGCUUGCCAUGUUUUAAAAGACACUGUCUCCUUUCCUCUUCCUUUUGUUUUCCAUAGAUGGCGGAGCUGGGAGCAGGACUGGAGGCACCCCAUCCCUGCCUCUCCUGCAGCAUCACUGAAGACCCAAGCAGUGACCCGAGCCCCCUGCCCAGCUCCCAGGGCAGUCUGAAGUUCUCCCUGCUGUACCGCAGGGAGCAAUGCGAGUUGCUGGUGAGCGGCCUGGAGGUGCGGGGCCUGCCCAGCCGCAGGCACACUGAGGUGGCCGUCUGGCUCCGACUGCUGCGGCGGGUCCCAUCCCACACCCCUGGGCUCCAGUGUGUGGUCCAGGAGUGGCAGAGCCGGGCGGUGAAGAACUGCAAUGGGACGACCUUUGGGGAGCACUUUGUCUGCUCCCUGCAGGAUGCUGAGAUGGAGAGGAGCACCCUGAAGAUGGAGGUCCAACAUUUUGACAAAUACUCCAGGAAUGCCACACUAGGGGAAGUCAGGGUUGCCCUGAGCCAGCUGAAGGCUUCCCAGAACUUAGUUUUUUGUGCAGAACUGCAGAAGGCCACAAAGGACGUCGUGGGAGAGGUGCUGCUGUCUCUGAGGUGCCUGCCCAUAUCCCAGAGGAUGGAGGUUGGGCUGCUCAAGGCAAAAACCUACCCCCCUUGCAGUGCUGCAGAAAAGAGCAUAUACGCAAGAAUAGAUGUUUCCUGCAGACGCCACAGGCAGAAGCACCAGAAAUCCAGGCCGCAGGCACACACUUCACUCGUCAUUUUCAAUGAGACCUUCCUGUUCCCCAUGCCCCAAGCUGCAGCAUGGGACAGCUCUGUGCUCGUCUCCCUUUAUGAAGUGGGCCCUGAGCCCAGGCACCUCAUCGGGCAGGCCACUGUGGGUAGGAACAUGGCAAGGGAGGCAGCUGACCACUGGGACCUCAUGGCCAAGUCCAUCCAGCAGCCUGUAGCCCAGUGGCAUCCUCUCCUCAUUUAGAGGGGAGGACUUCUGUAGCUCCUUGUGGUCGUCUGGCUGAGUUUUCUUGCACAAAUGAGCAGCAAUCACAGCGAAUAUAUCUAAAAGAUGAGUCAGAGCUUGACAUAUUUGGUAAGAUUCAGGUAACUUCUCCUUUAGCUUCCUUCCACUGCUUCUGCUGCUCAUGGUGGUCCCAUGUCACUUUCAGUAGAGCAGUAGGAUCUCAGAAGUGCCCGGGGUUGGAGGGAACUGGUCCCUGUGGCAGGAAAUAGGGCAGUGGUCAUUGCAGGGCAGGCACUAAGUAGGCAAGAGGAAAAAGGAGUGGAAGAAGGAGUCCCUGCUCCUAUUCAUGAAAUAAGGAGGCACCAAAAAGUGAAGUGAUUUGCAUCAGUUCAAACCAGACAUGGAUUCUGGGACCAACAUGCUUGUAGACCUGGGUAUGCUUGCAUCUCUAAAUUAUCCUUCUGAAUUUUGAUGUUUUUUGGCCUUGGAGAUUUUCUGAGGCACAUUCAUUGUAUACGUGCAAAUAAAUAAAUGUAAAGGCAAGAAGACAUUUCACUGCUUAAAAUGUCACCCAUCUCUCCGUCCUGGUCUGAUAUGAGGAGUCCCUUUUGCCAUUCCCUAUACUCCUGCCGCACCUCCUGGCUGCUGUCCCAGGUUUUCAGAGCACACAUUCCUUCACUCAGCAGCCCCCUUCCUGCCUGCCUGCUGAGGGCUGGAGCUCCACUUUUCCUUUUCAAUGCCUUUUUCUUUGCUAUGCUCCCCAGAACUCCCGCCCCCACUCAAUCACAAGAUGUGUCACCUUAGGAGAAAACUGUUGGAUGCGUGGAUGGCUUUUGCAUAGAGCACAACUCCCCCCCAAAAAAAAACCUUGUAAUUUAGGUCACAAUAGCUU